Molecule: messenger RNA, 2545 nt
Organism: Monopterus albus (swamp eel)
Lineage: Eukaryota; Metazoa; Chordata; Actinopteri; Synbranchiformes; Synbranchidae
Gene: cp110
Product: centriolar coiled-coil protein 110
Exons: 7
Coding region: 359-2545 (728 amino acids)
Biological process (GO): centriole replication; regulation of cytokinesis; ciliary basal body organization
Cellular component (GO): centriole
Source: RefSeq, a predicted model, not a curated record
CUAUCAGCAGGAUUCAGUUAUAUGUGACCAUUCACUAGGGGGAAAAUCUGAAAGCAGUAAUCUGGACAGCACAGGGGAUAAAGACAACCAUCCUUAUGCUACAGUACUUGGCCUUGACAAAAAUCACAGUGCUGAUAGAAUUGAGAUCCCAGUUUCUUUAUUAGAAAGCAGACCAGAAUUAUCUCAAACAUUAAGCACUGAUCACUGUCUGACAACAGAACUGCAUAUUCAGUACAACCCCACAGAAGCAGAACCAGCAGACUACCAUACAGAUGAAGCAGAGCUUUCUGAGCAGCCUUAUCGUCUUAGCCUCCAGUCCUUGCAGAAAAAAUCUCAGGAGUAUCGAUGGCACCAGCGGAUGCUUAGGAAUCAAGCCAAAAAUAGUAAAAUCCAGGAGAAGACCCAAGAACAGCCAAGAGCAAGGGCAGAGGAACAGAGCCUCUCUGAUAAGGAGAAUGACGAGUUCCCUUACAAGAGGACUGUGACUGCAGAGGGAAAGAAAACUAAAGAGGGUCGAGGCACUUUUAUACCGACAAUGGAAACAUCACCAAAGAAAUCAUGGGGAAAUGAUAGGAUAAUUGAGAGUGAGUUGAUUGGGAAAAGGGCAAAUGUUAAAUCUGGCAGCAUGCAUUUAACAGAAGAUGGGAAUACUAAGCAAAUGACAAGUGUUCAGGAAGAAACAAUGUUCCAAAAUAAUAAGCUGAACAGCUCACACGAUGUCAUAGCAGAGCCUAAACAAAUUAGCGCCUUCAUCCAGCAACACCCCAUGUCAAAAGAAACCUCCACGGUUCAAGAAGCUUUUUACUCAAGCACUGGUCCCUCAGCUGUAGGGAAGUAUCAUUCUAUCCCAGCCCCUAAUUUCUGCAGGAGUCCUGUUCGUUGCAAAAGCAAAGGCACUAUAAAAGGCGGAGAAGUUACUGAUGGGGUUAAGACCAAGGAGGGGACAUUUGUAGUCAAAGCCGGUUUAAAUGAAGAACAGAGUAAUAUGGGACAUCACAGAGCAGUUCCUUUUACUGUGAAUCUCAUGGUUGAGGGAGAUGUAACAAAUGGUUUAGCCAAGAGUUCACAGCACAUAGAUCAGCUUGAGUCUAGCUUGUCCAGUUUAAAAAUACUGAUCUCAGAUCUGGAGUCUACAGUGAAAGAAAACUUGGGGAAUCACAGUCAAACUGAGACCAGCAUGCAAAGCGAGUUGAGCUUUAAAGGCAUUGGGGAUUGUCAGCAAAUUGAAAAUGAUAAACACAUGCAGCUUUGUCAAGGUGACUGCGACUGUUGGGAGAACGAGCUGAGAGGUGAUGGCAACGAUGCAGAGUGCAGCGGGGGGCUGAGAAGACAAUCACUCCACAAUUGUAAAAACACACAUGAAGAUGCAGGACCUGAACCAGGCUUCGAUGACACAGAUGAUGUUCCUCUCAUAGCACAGAGAAAGGGAACUGAGACAGCUGAAUUAAGCAAACUCAGGACAGUCAAAAUCUUAACAAUAGAGAGUCAAAAGGACCAAGGGACAGGAAAAGAAGGACUAACUAAGAUGUAUGGCUGUAGAAAGCAGCAGCCGUCUGCUAAAUGUAUCCGGUCUGUAGCACAGCAGAUGCGCAUUCCCGACGUAUUCCGAAAUGCUCCAUCUGAAACCAAAGCUCCAUGUAGUGCCUCAGUGCUUGUGGAUACCAGCAACCAUCAUGACUCUACCCACUCACCAUCUCUUAACCAGUCGUAUGAUGUGGACACACCAUCUGACCUGUGGCUCCUUGAAGGAUCGGGCUCUGACUUGGGCUCUAAAGGUCAUCUUGUUCAGGAGAAGGAUCUGACCCCAGAGAGUGGAGGCGAAGGUCAGGGCGGACUGUCCAAGGUCAAACGGAGACUGGUCAUGCACGUUUCACAGGAGACACAGGAAAGGAGUGCAGAUGUCAGCAGAGGAGUUGGUUCAGUGGUCAGACCCAGCUCCAGUACUCCCAGAGCUGCAGUGUGGCGGUAUGAAGACCAUGGCAGUCCAAAGGGCAAGCGAGAGCGACUACAACAGGCCCAUGCUGCUCAGAUCAGAGCCCUGCAAGAUGAGCACAGGAGACAACAGGAAGAACUACUGCAGGCGUUAGCAGUGCGUUACCGUCUCCUCCAGAGCGUGUCUUUCCCCUGCUCCUCGUCAGCCUCACGUCCUGGGGACACAUUGACCUUUUCUACCCUCUCUCAGCCAUCCGGCCCUCUGUCAGAGUGCUACCGCCCCCUGCUGUCAGCAGCUGUGAAGGGUUUUUUAACUCGCAGGCUGCUGAGGACUGAGAGAGUGGUGCAGCUGGUGCGCACCAUCAGGGACACACAACAGUUCCUGCAGGCCUUCCAGCAGCAGAGCCCCAGCAGAGGAGCGUUCUGUAGCAGACAGGACCUCUUACUGCAGGAGAGAGUCACUCUGCAGCUGCGCGCUGCACGUUAUGAGGUCUAUGACAUAUUCUUCAGCCUGUCUGCCAGAGAGAGGAUGCAGCUGAUCAGCUGGGACAGAGAGCUGGCUCGAGAGAGAGCGCUCAGACGACAGUUCAUGGUGCAGUUGGUCACAUGUUAG